AUGUUUGCUCUACGCAAUGUUCUCUCGGAUUUGCCUUCAGAUGGAGCCACCAAGCGAAUAAAGGUAGGAAAUGUUGUCUCUCCAAUGUCGAGUGCUGAUGUAGCCAAUUUGUUUCCAGAUGCAUUGAGCUGGAGGUUUGUAUCACCGAUAAAAAGAACAGACUAUGUAGUUUUAUUUGAGAAUGAAUCACUUGCAAGGAUCGCGAUGAGAACAGUGGAGGGUUUGUCAUAUUUGGGUGAGAAACUGAGGUUCACUUACUUGCAAGAUGAUGAGGAAUGUGAGAGUUCUCUCUCAAGUCGAAUGACAUGUUCCUAUCCUCACCUUUGUUUUUUGCUUCCUGAGGUUUCGUACCAAAGUCGUUGCGUAGAGGCUGAACGAAUCAUUUCUUCUGUUGGCACAACAUACUCCUCUCAUUCACGCUGGGUAGAUGUGCGCUAA
Trypanosoma theileri is the source of this 438-nucleotide messenger RNA. RefSeq lists its product as uncharacterized. The record is from RefSeq and is a predicted model, not a curated record. The transcript has a single exon. Bases 1 to 438 code for a protein of 145 amino acids. Lineage: Eukaryota; Euglenozoa; Kinetoplastea; Trypanosomatida; Trypanosomatidae.